UUGCCUUCGACCUCGUUUCACCGAGAGAGAGAAAUUGUUCACCUACACACAGCAAUUCGCGGUUUUCAAUUCCUUACCUAUCCAAUUUGGGGGAAGUUUCGAUUAUAUACACAAUGAUGUCCGACACAUAUUGUCCGGACUGCAAGAGGAACACGGAGGUCGUGUGCGAUCACGCGGCGGGCGACACCGUCUGCUCCGAGUGCGGCCUCGUGCUGGAAGCGCGCUCGAUCGACGAGACGUCGGAGUGGCGGACGUUCGCUGAUGAUUCCGGCGACCACGACCCCAAUCGCGUCGGAGGGCCCGUCAACCCGCUUCUGGGGGACGCCGCGCUCUCCACCGUCAUCUCGAGGGCUCCGAAUGGCUCCAAUGUGGACUCCUCUCUGACGCGCCUGCAGAACCGGGGCGGCGAUCCCGACCGGGCUCUGCUCAUGGCGUUUAAGGCGAUUUCUAGCAUGGCUGAUAGGUUGAGCCUUGUAACAACCAUUAAGGAUCGAGCAAGUGAAAUAUAUAAAAGGUUGGAAGAUCAGAAGUGUACAAGGGGUAGAAACUUGGACGCCCUAGUGGGUGCCUGCAUUUAUAUUGCUUGUAGGCAGGAAGGCAAACCACGCACAGUAAAAGAAAUAUGCUCAAUUGUUGCGGGAGCAACAAAGAAAGAAAUUGGCCGGGCAAAAGAAUUUAUAGUGAAACAGUUGAAGGUUGAUAAGGGUGGACCAGUGGAUUUGACAACGAUUCGUCCAGGGGAUUAUCUGAGACGUUUCUGUUCUAAUCUUGGCAUGACCCAUGAGGAGGUUAAAGCUGUACAAGAAACUGUGCAGAAGGCAGGGAACUUUGAUAUCAGGAGGAGCCCAAUAUCUAUUGCUGCAGCCAUCAUUUUUAUGAUAACCCAGAUAUCCGAAGCCAAGAAACCCCUAAGAGAUAUCUCACUUGCUACUACAGUGGCAGAAGGUACGAUCAAGAAUGCUUACAAGGAUCUCUACCCCCACGCUGCCAAGAUCAUACCCGAAUGGUAUUCAAAGGAAAGGGACCUCAAGAAUCUUUCCAGCCCUAAGUAGUAAAUGACAGACUUCUUGGUGUGGAGAAAUCACGGUCGCUUCUUUGAAAUGAUAAGAAAAUGGGUGGGAAAACGUAAAAUAGAAAACAGGUUAUACGGAUUUUUUCGGGCUGUGACAUCUGCAAACUUCCCAUUUUGAGGUUGCUUUGCUGUGUGGAAUGUUUUUUAACAUAUGUUGAUGGUUGAUGCAGAGUGAGCUUCAGUAUCACUCUUGUUUUGCAAAAUCUGAUUUGUGUAUAACUUAUUAUCAUAAUUGAUUUAA
Salvia splendens (bonfire salvia) is the source of this 1313-nucleotide messenger RNA. RefSeq names its product transcription initiation factor IIB-2. The transcript has 7 exons. The record is from RefSeq and is a predicted model, not a curated record. Gene Ontology annotation, cellular component: nucleus; transcription preinitiation complex. Bases 114 to 1052 code for a protein of 312 amino acids. Gene Ontology annotation, biological process: transcription preinitiation complex assembly; DNA-templated transcription initiation. Gene Ontology annotation, molecular function: TBP-class protein binding. NCBI's taxonomy places the organism in Eukaryota, Viridiplantae, Streptophyta, Magnoliopsida, Lamiales, Lamiaceae.